AUGCCCCCACAAACUACCAGUGCCCAAGCCACCGUCGAACGCGGUCCCGUCCCCUUUUCCUCCCGCCUACUCGAUGGGCGCGCUCUAGCCUUAGACGUCUGGUCAAUAUUCAACGCAGCCAACCUCCCUCCGGAUUGCAUCAAUCUUGGGCAGGGGUACAUGAACUUUUCCCCGCCCAAGUGGGUGUCGGACGCAGCGGACGACGCGCUCAGGACCGUUUCGGGGAACCAGUAUGCCCACCCGCGGGGCGUCGUGCGGCUCCGCCAGGCCAUCUCACAGUUUUUCUCCGAGCAGUUCCGACGCGAGUUGGACCCCGAGAAAGAGAUCCUCGUGACAAGUGGGGCGAACGAAGGACAAUACUCCGUGUUUGUCGCGUUUCUAGAGCCAGGAGACGAGGUUAUCUUAUUCGAGCCGUACUUUGAUCAAUACCUGGCGUGCAUAACGUUCAACGGCGGCAAGCCCGUAUACGUCCCUCUUCACCCCAACACGAUCAAAGAUCGGAUGACAGCGCAUGACUGGACGGUUGAUUUCGAUGAACUUCGACACGCCAUAACACCGCGCACCAAGAUGAUCCUCCUCAAUACCCCUCACAAUCCUGUGGGCAAGGUCUUUACCAGAGACGAACUCGAGAAAAUCGCGGCCCUCGCGAAAGAGUUCAACUUGCUGGUUAUGGCCGACGAAGUCUAUGAUUGCCUUGUCUAUGACAAUCACGAGCACGUGCGGAUAGGCACUUUGCCAGGGAUGUGGGAGCGCACCGUGACCGUCGCAUCUGCAGGAAAGGCCUUCUCUGCCACUGGCUGGCGCGUGGGCUGGCUGAUCGGACCCGCGAGCAUCAUCCGGCCCUCGCUUGCGGCAUGCACGCGGAUCGUGUUCUCCUCCAACUCUCCGCUCCAGCUCGCGGUGGCGGUAGGGCUGGAGCAGGCUCGCGCGAGGAGCUACUUCGAGACGCAGGUCAGUGAGUACGAGGAGCGGCGCUCGGUGUUGUGCGACGCGCUCGACCGGUUGGGUGCGCCAUAUACGCUGCCUCAGGGUAGUUACUUUGUGCUUCUGGAUAUCUCGAAAUUGAGAAUACCCGAAGAGUAUCCCUUCCCGGAUAUGUUACAAGGCCGCGGCAGAGAUUUCCGGGCUUGCUGGUUUAUGGCAUAUGAAAUCGGGGUCUCGGCCAUACCCGUCAGCGAAUUCUAUUGCGACGAGCAUUGCGGCAUCGGGGAGCGGUUCGUGCGUUUCGCAUUUUGCAAGGACCUGGAGACGCUGCGCUCAGCGGGGGAGCGCAUACAGAAGCUGAAGAGCUAUCUUGUUUGA
This is a messenger RNA of Gloeophyllum trabeum ATCC 11539, 1302 nucleotides long. RefSeq names its product PLP-dependent transferase. The record is from RefSeq and is a predicted model, not a curated record. The coding region runs from base 1 to 1302 and encodes 433 amino acids. Gene Ontology annotation, biological process: biosynthetic process. NCBI's taxonomy places the organism in Eukaryota, Fungi, Basidiomycota, Agaricomycetes, Gloeophyllales, Gloeophyllaceae. Gene Ontology annotation, cellular component: mitochondrion; cytoplasm. The transcript is spliced from 9 exons. Gene Ontology annotation, molecular function: pyridoxal phosphate binding; L-kynurenine:2-oxoglutarate transaminase activity.